AAGGGUGUAGCAAAAAGCAUUACCUCUGUUUUAAAUUCUCUCAACAGUUGACAUGUUUAUGUUAUACUCUGUUGCUAAUUUUUAAGUUUAGACGAACAAAUCGAAGGGUUGAAGUAGAGACAUGCAGCACUUUAAAAUGUGUAAAUGAAGAACACACUGAUUUGAAAGAUCCGAUGGGAAAGCAAGACAACUCUGUUUUGUUUUUUAUGUGCUUUUAUUUAUGUAGGUGAUAUCUAAAGGGGACAAACAAAUUCAUGGAUUUCAAAACCUAUAGUUUCUACUACUGCAGUAUUUCUUUUUGUGUAAAAUCUCAGGAUGGCAUGGAAUGAUCAAGAAAUUUUGAUUUGUGUGCGGAGUUUAAAAAGAGGAGCAUACAUACAGCAUCAUUCUACAACUAGCAUGGCUUUAAGGAAAUGUUAAAUGCCAGAAGAGGUUAAUUAUGACUUUUUUACAUACAUUGUAGAAAAUUUCUAAUCAGGAUCUGCGUGUGGAACCUGUAUUUUUCAUGUUGGAUACACAGACUAAAUGUAAUCAAAUAUCUGACUGCUUGUGGAUUGUUUAUAUUCUAUGCUUGUGAAGUGUAGACGUUUGUAUGUACAGAUGCAUACGUUAUGUACAUCAUUUGACAUUAUUGUUAUAACAAAUCUCUUGAUAGAUAUUUAAAGUACAUGUGAUUGUAAUUACAGGAAUGUGAAAAAUAACACCAUGUAUGCAACAUCUAUUGGAUUAGUUUAAGAAAAUAUGAGAGAAGAAAGUAAACAGAUGUGCUUUGUAUCUCAGAGGAACAAUGACAAUGUUGUGAUUUCUAUACAUGGGGAUUGUGUAUAUUCACAAAGCAGGCAGACAGUGAAUCACAAAAAUAUGAUGCUGCAUUUUUUGGCUACUGUUUCUGUAUGGCUGACAACAGGAGUCACUAUUUCUAGUCUGAACAAAUGGAUCUUUGGAUUCUAUAAUUUUAAAUAUCCUUUAUUGUUAUCUGCCCUUCACAUGCUUACAACUAUAGUGAUUGACUAUCCUUUAAUCAGGCUGGGGUUUGUGAAGUUAGAGGCAAAUGAAAAUACACUGAAUACUAAUGCAAAGAUGAAAGUGUUUCUGCUCAGCCUGACAUUCUGCGCCAGCAUUGCAUUCGGGAAUCUUGGACUGAACCAUGUACAACUUCCAUUCGCUCAGGUGAUAUAUAGCACAACUCCACUGUUUACCUUGGCAGUUUCAAAGAUGUUUCUUGGAACAAAGUACCAUAUGCUUAAGUAUACUGCCAUGGUACCCAUCUGUCUUGGUGCCUCCCUUACAAUCAUGGGAGAAGUCCACUUCAGCCAGGCUGGAUUCUGCUUUGUAAUUGCCUCAACGAUGCUGAGAGGAGUAAAGUCUGUGCAGCAAAGUAUACUGCUACAAGAUGAGAAAAUCAAUUCUUUCACAUUACUCUACUUGAUGUCAAUCCCCAGUUUUUGUAUCUUGUCAGUCGCAGCUCUGUUUCUAGAAAAUGGUACCAAGUGGGAAACACCAUUAACCUAUGAUGGGAAGCUAUGGUUGUUCAUCUUACUCAGUUGCUUAGGCUCUGUGCUUUAUAACCUAAGCAGUAUCUGUGUGGUUGCUUUAACUUCUGCUGUUACUCUCCACAUUCUGGGCAACUUGAAUAUUGUUGGAAAUCUGGUCAUGUCACACAUCAUCUUUGGUGGGCAACUCACUGCCCUAAGUUAUGCAGGAAUCGCACUAACACUUUCUGGAGUGGUCAUGUAUCAGAACUCAGAACUUAUCGCCAGCUAUCUGGACACUAAUAAAUACCUCCAUAAGAAACACUAUGAUCCCAAGUCUGAAUAAAGCUUAUAUUUGUUGAUUGUCAACUUGAAACAUAGAAUAGUUUAUAAAAUUAUUGAUGUAUACAACAUGCAAAUUGGUAACAGAACAGGUUUCUAUGUGGAUGGUGUAUGGGAAAUUGUGGUGUAGAAGUUCAGUAAAAUGGGAACCAGCAUUAUUAUAUCCCAUGAUAAGAUCUGGUUUAGAAUAAUACCAAUGCAAGGAAUUUAAUGAACUAAACUUGAAACUAUCAUAGCAGUAUCAGUGCAAAUUUUUGCUGGGUUCAUAUUUGUUUCAGCAUUCUUAUGUGCUAGGUCAAUGUUGAGGAUAGUUUGGUGGUAUUAUUAUAAAGUUAGGACAGGUCCAGUUAGGAUCAGAAUGAUAGCAACAGUGCUACAUCUGCAUGCUAUGACUUUGUGAUGAUUAUGGAGAUAAGGUCUGAGCAAUAGUCUUAAAGCUGUUUGCAAGGUAUAACCUAAGCAAAGGUUGGUACUAGGGAAGCUAUGUAUAGGAUAUGGAGGUCUGUGCACAGUAUGUGGGAGGUCGUGAAUAGGUAUGGGUAUGAAAAAAGUGAAGAAAUGGUGUAUAUAUAUAUAUAUAUAUAUAUAGUAAUUUCCACUGUCUCAGUCCCUAUAGCCAGUCACCUGAAAUAAGUUUUCCAUAUAAAUGUUUACAUUAAUUGAUGGUAACUCUAAAUAUUUGCAUCAUAGUUUGUAAGAUAUUGAUAGAAUGUAGGUGCUCUGAAAAUAGUAUAGUUUAUCACAGUAUUAUGUUUACUGUAGUUGUCUUCAGUUCUUAUCCAAGUUACAAAUAAGACCAGUAUCAGAGCAAACUUAUUAUCGUGUGCAAUAAUAAAAACAUUAUUUUUUACUGAUAUGGUGCACCUGUGUAUGAGGGAAAGAAAUAUCAUACAGUGGCUAAAUCAGUCAUCCAUAAUUAAUAGCCAUUUAGUGAUACCAGUAUAGCUGUCAGUUACUAUCAUUUCAGACUUGGAUACCUACUCACCAGAAACCAGCUAACAACUGCUAUUAUCAGUUUCACUUACAUCACUCACAGCCAUGAAGAAGUAUGUGCCUUCAUCUACUAUGGCAUGUGCCUGACUCCAGAUAAAUUUUUGAUAUACAAGUGGAAUGCUCAUAAUCCACUAGCCAUUCACAAAACAGACCCUGAUUCUCUGGUGUGUGUCUUAAUGUAUCAAACUGCAUCCGCAAACCAAGGGUAUUCACAUCUAAUGUUCACAUCUCCACAACUAGAGGGCUUAGGAUAUGUACUACAUAUCUCUUCAUAGCCAGGAUGUGGAAAGGGCACAAACACCAGCCCAUGUUUGUCUGCAUGAUGGCCUUCAUUUGGUUAAAACUUACAUUAGUGGAUCUGGGGACUCCUCAGCCUUAGGGAAUGAAUGAACUUGAGCCCAGUUGGAGGCGGGUUGGUAGUCAGCAGGCUAAGAAAGUGAAGCAAGCAGCAUAAUAAAGUACAUUUAGUCAAAUGCUGGAUAAAUAAGUUGUUGUGUUGUGUCUUUCGGCUUUUCCCGGUUAGGGGUCACCACAGCGGAACUCCGGUCCACUAAUGAUUGGUAGUUGAUUUUUACGUGCUGAGUUACCAGCCCUGAUGCACAACCUUCAACGAAGGUACACCCAUUCACGCAUGUCUCCACGCAGAAGACGCUCUAGCUGAGAAUCGAACCGGACAGCGUCUUACUGUGAAAAUGCUGGAUAAAUAAGUAAUUUUAAAUGCUGGAUAAAUAAGUAAUAAGCUAUAAAUACCCACCCUCCCUCAAAGAAAAAUGCAGUCUAGAAAAAAAUGUCAUGGAAAGAAAUACGUUAUAAAGCAGAGUAUUCACCUACAUUAGACUUAACCCUCACUCCGAUUUCUACAAAGAGAAAACCUCUAAAACAUAUAAUAAAACACAAAUAUUUAGUAACAAGAAGCAAAGGAGCUCCAUGAAUGGUGUACAAAGGAAAACAUAGACAUUUAAAAACAUGUUGGUUUAUGACGGAAGUCUCAUGUAAUUUUUACCUCAUCCAACAAGAGUAAGACAAAAAUAACAUAUAAAUAAUACUGUAGGCUAUAGCUAAACACAGCUAUUUUAUUGCUUAUGAAUAUUCAUUUCAGCAGUCACAAAAAAUAUAGGAAAGUAAUAAAAAUAGAAUUUCAGUUAUAAAUGAUACACAAGAAUCCUGACACUAAUAGAAAAUUAGUCAGGUGAUGAGCUCAGACACUGUUGUAAGGGAUCUGGGGUACUCUUUUUGAUAAUUCUUUAUCAUUUGACCAUUGUGUCUCCACAGCAGUUUGAAGAGCUUUUUAUCUGGCCAAUCUAAUUUCGAAGGGCAUCUCCACUACAUCCAAAGAAGUCUUAAUUCCCCUUUACUCAUAUAUUAUCAGACCCAUUACUGAAGGUACUGCACCUUUUGGCAUCUAUUUUUCUAAACAUAUCACACAACUUGAGACAUCUCAGAGAUUCAGAACUAAACCAACUCCCCAGCUACAUAAAACAAAGUUCAUCAUUAUCCAUAUUCAAGUACAACGUAGAUCUAUGGAUGAGAAACAGAAAAUUUACUGCAGGACUGACCCCCUUACUACUAAUGGACAGAGGCAGCUCCUAAAUGCUUUAUCCUAUGCAUGGGUCCGCUCAUAUUAUCUAUGGUAUGGUCCUAAUUAUUCUCAUUACAGGUAAUAUAUAACUAUCAACCAUGGGAUGGGUAAGGCCAAUCUAUAACCAAAUGGGUAGGUUAUUUUGAGCACAAAAAGGGAAACUGGCAAGGCUUAAAAUGGCCUGCAAGGGUAGCUAGCCUAGUAGUUACCGAUGAACCUAUGAACCAAUAAAAAUAUCAGUGGCCUCAAAAAUCAUAAUCAUCAGUAGACACUGGUAGCCCUUUCUCUGUAUUUAUUCUCUUACUGACUCCUCUGUGGAGAUCUAUUUUAGCCUUUCAUGCCAUGAAAGAUCCAACCCUAUUUGAUCUCCUAUUCCUUUGCAGAAAUAACGGUACAUCAAAUCCUCGGUUAAAGGAACUAAACCUUCAUCAUCAGAUAAAUAAGACAAGUUGACAUCAUAGAUUCAUAUCCCAGCAUAUUACUCACCUCUGGAACAUACUUUUAAUUUAGUUGAAGACUGAGAGAAGUAAAAUAGACGAGUUGAAAGUGAUGGAACAUGUAAAUCAUAAACUAGAGAUUACUUAGAAAUGAAGGACAGUGGGCAGCUUAGAUGAGUUCAACAUUUAAUGGAAUGAUAGCAUAGAGUAAUAACAUCUGCUGGGAAUACAGGGCUGUAGAAUUUGUGCAGGCCUAGGGAUAUAAUAUGCAAUCCUAUAUUGAAAAAGUUGCAUAAUGACUUGGUUUGUCAAUAUAGUUUUGCUGAGCUUGGAACUGAAGGAGCCGUGAGCUGCUCCUUUUCUACUGUAUCAAAACAAAAAAAACGCCAGGCUAGGCUCACUGCACCACCAUGACUUUUUAUUAAAUACCCAUAAGUGCUUUCAUUCCAAAGAAUGCGCAAGGAAAUUCAGGUUUACCCCUGGAAACAAGUCACAGGUCUAGUAGGACUAAGCCAGUUAACAAAACAUAAAAACUUCAUUAAAUAUUACAAAGAGAGUUCAUUUCAUUAUCUUGUUUUGACUUGUCUUGUCUUGGGUUAUUAGGAAAAUGCAAAUUAUCCAAUAUUAUAACCCGAGCCUUUAGUGUCUUUUUUUAUUGGUAAUUUAAUAAUAUCCACUAAAAAUAAAUGACUGUACUCAAGAGUUGAACAGAGAUUACUUUGAGGAGCUAAGUGGCCUCUUCAAUCAUAUACUAGCAAGUAUAUGUUACCAGAAUCAAACCCAUCCCUGCAGCACGUCACAUUAAUUCUCAACCUGCCAUCAGAACAUCCACAUUGCGUUGUCAGCAUAUCCCAGGUAAAACAUGUCUAUCCUUCAUUGUUAACACCUGCUCAACAAAGGUAUACUAACUGCAGACUGCAUUUCUGGAGAUUUUCCUUGCCUUUUCAAAGCAGCAAUAAAAAGACUGAGAUGUAGGAAUACUGCUCUUUCAUGUUAAAUUGUAGUUGACUUAAUCAUACCUGAAUGCACAUCUGGCAAAUGUUGCAGUUAAGGUGUGAACAUUCAUAUAUAAAUUUGCCAGAAGCGUGCAUUGUGCCCUGUUCUGCUACUGAAUCUUGGAUGUUUUUCAACAUUAUUUUAAGUAGCUUAAAACAUAGUGAAGGAGAUUUUUUUACUUCUCCAAUUUUGCUAAAAGCAAGGUGUGCUCUACAUUUCAUAAAGCUAACAGCAUAAAUAAAGUAAUUUGUUUUAUUAAUGUAAAAGUAUAAAAUGUACAUCACACUUGGAAUGUAUAUUAUAGUUACCAAAGAAACAUUACUUGAAGUAUGCAUUAUUGCACAUAAUAUAAACAUCCCAUAGAGGAUUACAAUCUAAACUGAUAUACUGCUUCACAGAAACCCAAUGAAUGGGGGAAAAUAGUUUUUAUUGUAUAAUAAACCAUGAUUUUUAGUUUUGUAAGCAU
Protopterus annectens (West African lungfish) is the source of this 6285-nucleotide messenger RNA. Its product is annotated as solute carrier family 35 member E4-like. The transcript is spliced from 2 exons. Bases 742 to 1818 code for a protein of 358 amino acids. Lineage: Eukaryota; Metazoa; Chordata; Ceratodontiformes; Protopteridae. Gene Ontology annotation, molecular function: antiporter activity. The record is from RefSeq and is a predicted model, not a curated record. Gene Ontology annotation, cellular component: Golgi apparatus.